AUGAUCGAAGAGAUUGGGGUUAUGGCAUGCACUGAUGGAUUGGUUUUGCUGCGUCUCGAACCCUUCGAUGACUUGAUGGUACGUUACUACAUUGGGAAUCCUAUGCUACCACAAUGGAUUCAACUCCCUCCUCCUUCUCUUCCCAUAGGGUCAUCCCAUCAUAAUUACAAUGAUUCGGGACUUGUGACACGAAAGCACAACCAUACCCUCUUGGGUUACAAGGUGGUUCUGAUACAUAGGGAACUUAGUAGUUCUCGAACAUAUAGAUUUUUGAUUUUCUCAUCGGAUACGGGUGAAUGGAGUGCUAAACAAGUACUCUCUUGUCCUGGUCCUCGUACUAAUGUUACUAUCAGGACAUCUAAUCCGGUUUCUUUGAAUGGGAAACUUCACUGGCUUGAUCACUCGGGGCAUAUUAUUGUUCAUGAUUUCUUCUCUCACGAUGAUAAAGUUCGAGCCAUACGCAUACCCGCCAGGAAACAAGGCGAACGCUAUCCAUUUUCUGUCAAUCAUCCAAGCAAGAAGAUUAUCUGCACCACAUCGCAAGGAACUAUGUGCUCAUUGAUGCUGAAUGGGUACAAGAUGUCAACAAGAGCUAUAACGUUAGGAUUUGGAGGCUCAAGUGUGAUUCUUGGAGCUGGGAAAACGCAUGGGAUAUCAACAUGGCUCGUGUAG
This is a messenger RNA of Thlaspi arvense, 672 nucleotides long. The record is from the annotation of a GenBank genome assembly. Lineage: Eukaryota; Viridiplantae; Streptophyta; Magnoliopsida; Brassicales; Brassicaceae.